Cuscuta epithymum is the source of this 3184-nucleotide messenger RNA. The record is from the annotation of a GenBank genome assembly. NCBI's taxonomy places the organism in Eukaryota, Viridiplantae, Streptophyta, Magnoliopsida, Solanales, Convolvulaceae.
GUCCACUUUGAAUUGAAACCAUAAAAAUGAAAUCCCUUUCAGCCCGCAAUUUGCUAAUACGAGUUUGAAAAGGGUAUUGGUAUUCCUUUAGAAUUCCUGCUGCAAGGGAUACAACAAUGGAGGCCGAGAAAGUUCAUGGCAACCGAAAAGAGAUGCUGGAAAAGAAGAAGCUAGUGGAAGAGAUCAUCAAAGCUGCUUCUUCUGUGAAUGACCAUCUCUCAUGCUUUCCGACAUUUAUUCAUUACCACAGAAACGGUUUGUCGGUAUACAUGGAAUCUGGACGUGGGAAUAAACUUUCUUCUCAAAUGAAGCACUAUAUCCAAGGCCUCCUCAAGGAAAAUAUGCGGGGACCAUAUGGAUCUGAAUGGCCAACGGAAGAGAAGGUCAAGCGCAAGGAAAUGGUUGCACCAGAAGCACGCUACAUUUUUGUGUAUGAGAUGCCAAGUGCUAAUCCUAGUGGAAUUCCUGCAGUGGGUUACCAGGACAGUGAUGAAGUUAAGACAGCGGAUGAUAAGUGCCAAGUAGUUGGAUUUGUACAUUAUCGCUUCACCAUAGAAGAAGAGAUCCCUGUUCUUUAUGUUUAUGAGUUGCAGCUUGAGCAACGCGUUCAGGGAAAGGGCCUAGGGGAAUACUUGAUGCAACUAAUGGAGCUUAUUGGUAGCAAGAGUAAAAUGGGUGCGGUGGUUCUGACUGUUCAAAAGGCAAAUGUUGUCGCUAUGAAAUUUUAUACUAGUAAACUUGGGUACUCCGUGUCUUCUAUUUCACCAUCCAGAUAUCUGGGGUUAGGACUGCAGACAAGUUAUGAAAUUCUCUGUAAAACAUUUCAUCAUGAAGCUAAAGCAAUGCUGGAGGAUUCGUAACAUGCUAAAGAAACUGAGGAGAUGUGGUGUUCAAUUGUUCGUGCGAAAAGAGUUGGUUCAAUUUCCAUUUGUUAUUCACUUGCAAGUUUUAGCUUUUCUGCUAUUCAACUUCUCUUGUGAUACGUGCAUGAAGGAACUAUGCACAGAAGUUUAAAAAGAUAUUCUUGAAGUGGUAUUUGAAAUAAAAUCAGUAACAGAAUGACCUGGGGAAACAAAACAAUGGAAAUAAUGAAAUGUAAACAUUCAGCAUCUAUCUCCCUUAGUAAUCAAUAACAGCAUCACUGUAUUAUCUUUAUUAAAGCUAAUCUCCGAGCUAAGCAUCUUUGUAGCAAACUUAAUGUUGAACAAAUAUAAGACAACAAUGUUAAGUUUAACUAUCCUUACCCCAUCGUAGGUGGGAGCCUUUGCGGCAUUGGGGGUAAUGAUGAUGAUGAUGAAUGCUAAUGUUAGAAAUCCGGACCGGCUCAGACCUCAAUUACCAAAAGCCCAAAGGCUUGCUCACAUUCACCAUCAAGGUUGCAAAAGGGAAACUGAAGGGCAACAGUCAAACUACCCUCACUCGCAGAACCCAAGCACCAACCCAGAAGACCCACCGGAGGUAACAACCCACUACACAACCAGACCUAAGUGAAGACCCCCAAGAGGAACUCCAAAGUAUCACCGGAGUUAUAGCCGGAGCUAAAACUCAGGCUGAACUGGUACUCUCUCACACUAGGUCUAGGGUAACUGGACAAGAGGCUCAUCGUUCAGAGAGGAGGAAAGGAAGAAAUAGGGGGUUCGAGAAGCAACCGGACAAAUAUAUCAAAGGGCCACAAGUUCACGGGCUGAGCACAAAACAAAGAAAGGCGAGUGGGCUUGGUCGCAGGACAGCCCAUAAAUGGGCCAGGGCAUUUAAUUGGAGACCAACUCCUUAAAUGAGGUGGACCAAGAACAAUAAUAGGAUGGCCUAGGUCUAUGAGGUGGACCAAUACCAUCAAGGCAUCAAGAGCUAAGUUUAACUAUAUUUUCCCUAUGCACUAAUAACAAAGAUAAUUUAAGAGUUGUAAACCAUUGAAGAAAAUAAACAUAUGUUUUGUUCAGAAAUCCUCCAUUACCUUAAUUACAAUCAGUAAGACUCUCGACUCAGUUUGAAUUAUUUAUUUCAAGUGUUAACUCUAUAUCGAGUGGAUGUGUGUUCGUUAAUGGUUUAAAUAAAAAAUAUUCUUUUUUAUUUAAAGACCCAAUGUGGUAUGUUGUGUGUUUAGUUUCAUCUCUUGAAUUUAAAAAGAAAGUAAGAAACAAUAAAUAGGGUUUUCUUCACUGCAUAAUUAUCACAUUAAUCUACUUCUGUUUGGAUAAUGUCAAGAAAAAGAUUAGAGGUGUCAAAAAAGUAACCUGUUGGUACUGCUUUAAUUUUUUGUUUUUGUUUGGACAAUCUUAAACUCUCUUGAUAAAGGGAGCAGACAGGCCCAAAACUGCUCAUAGGACAAGAUAGUGCAGGAUUUUCAUUCUAGAGCCUGAGCAGUUGUCCAUCCAAUGCUACUAAAUGGGACCUAGGUAGUAUGGGAUACCAGAAGUCCCACACCGAGUAGAAUGGGAUGCUUGGUGGGGUUCUUAAGUGCCUGGUUCUCCCAGCUUAACAGCUAGCUUUUGGGGUGUGGCUCUCCAAGGUGCUGAAGUUCCUAACAAUGGUAUUAGAGCCGCUUGUCGGCGGGCCAAAAAGGGGCUACCGGUGGAGGGUUCUGACCGGCGGAUCGGCUGAGUAAAAUACUGCCGGUUGAAGUUUCGCGGAGUGUAGCCGCCAGGACGUCAGCUUUCCAGGAAGGGUGUAUUGUUAGGGACAUAGGUAGUAUGGGAUACCAAAAGUCUCACACCGACUAGAAUGAGAUGCUGGGUGUGGUUCUUAACUGCCCGGUUCUCCCACCUUAACAGCUAGCUUUUGGGGUUUGGCUCUCCAAGGUGCUUAAGUUCCUAACACACUACAAUAAUGGCUGGACUAGAAAGACGUUUGUUUCAUUUUAUUUUGCUUAAAAUUAUAAUAACCCUGUAAGGCAAGUCUAUGAAUUCCGUUUUAGCAUUCGGUUUGCCUUCUGCGUGUUGAAGUUGGAGCAAUGCCCAGGACCAAUUACUAAAAACCUGUGGGUUGUGGCUUCCAUGUGCUUUGUUGCACCUCACUUUUAUGGUGGAACCAGAACAUUAUUUAUAAUCGAAAGAGAGGAAUAUUUUAGCCAUGUAAGGACAGUUAUUGGUGUGUGACGCCUCAUAGGACUGAUAGUAUCAUAGUAUGUACUCUAGGCCUAUAGUGAUCUACUGUAACAUGUAUUGAAGGUAUCUGUAGUGUUCUU